Messenger RNA from Amorphotheca resinae ATCC 22711, 1973 nucleotides. RefSeq lists its product as hypothetical. The transcript is spliced from 3 exons. NCBI's taxonomy places the organism in Eukaryota, Fungi, Ascomycota, Leotiomycetes, Helotiales, Amorphothecaceae. The coding region runs from base 124 to 1695 and encodes 523 amino acids. Gene Ontology annotation, biological process: ergosterol biosynthetic process. Gene Ontology annotation, molecular function: iron ion binding; heme binding; oxidoreductase activity, acting on paired donors, with incorporation or reduction of molecular oxygen. The record is from RefSeq and is a predicted model, not a curated record.
AUAAUGUUCCUGGUAUAAAUUACACCUUCAACCUUCACCACCACCACCACACCACAUCUCACCCAAUUCGCCCCUCCCUCCACGCCUCGAUCUCCCCCAUCUCCCUUCUUUACUGCAGGCACGAUGGGUAUUCUCGAGGCUAUCAGAACGCCCCUUAUGGAGCUGGCGGCGCAGCGCGGGCUCGCGGUCCUGCUCGGCGCUGGCGCAGCCGCGUUCGUGGUCCUGGCCGUCGUGCUGAACGUGCUGAACCAGCUGCUGUUCCGCAACCCGAAUGAGCCGCCCGUGGUCUUUCACUGGUUUCCCGUUAUUGGGAGUACGAUUACGUAUGGGAUGGAUCCGUAUGGGUUUUUCAAUAAGUGCAGGGCGAAGUAUGGUGAUAUCUUCACGUUCAUCUUGCUGGGGAAGAAGACGACGGUUUAUCUGGGUCGCCAGGGGAAUGAUUUUAUUCUCAAUGGGAAGCUGAAGGAUGUCAAUGCGGAGGAGAUCUAUACGGUGUUGACGACACCGGUCUUUGGCUCUGAUGUCGUGUACGAUUGUCCAAAUGCGAAGUUGAUGGAGCAGAAGAAGUUUAUGAAGGUCGGCCUGACCACCGACGCCUUCCGCUCCUAUGUCCCGAUCAUCCAGCAAGAAGUUGAGAACUUCAUCAAGCGCUCCUCGGACUUCAAGGGUCAGAAGGGAACUGUCAACAUACCGAACAGUAUGGCCGAGAUCACCAUCUAUACCGCCUCGCAUGCUCUCCAAGGCAAGGAGGUCCGUGAUAAAUUCGACUCCUCCUUCGCAGACCUCUAUCACGAUCUCGAUAUGGGAUUCAGCCCAAUCAACUUCAUGCUUCACUGGGCCCCUCUCCCCCACAAUCGCGCACGCGACCACGCCCAACGAACCCUUGCAAAGACCUACAUGGAGAUUAUCCAAACGCGACGUGCUGGGAAGGAGAAGAGGGGGAUGGAUAUUAUGUGGCAAUUGAUGGAUUCGAAAUACAAGGAUGGCACGCCUGUCCCUGACAAAGAAAUUGCGCACAUGAUGAUCGCACUCCUCAUGGCAGGUCAGCACUCUUCGUCCUCCACCAGCUCCUGGAUCAUGCUCCGUCUCGCUGCCCGACCAGAUAUCAUGGAGGAGCUCUACCAAGAACAGAUCCGAGUCCUCGGCCCCGACCUCCGCCCUCUCACGUACGAAGACCUGUCCAAACUCACCAUGCACCAGAAUGUCCUCAAGGAAGUCCUCCGCCUGCACACCCCCAUCCACUCCAUCAUGCGCGCGGUUAAAUCACCCAUGCCCGUCACUGGCACCAAGUAUGUCGUUCCCACCUCGCACGUUCUCCUUGCCUCACCGGGGUGUACGUCCCGCGACGAGGAAUUCUUCCCCAACGCGGAACUCUGGGACCCGCACCGCUGGGACGCGGGAUCUGGGGGUGUGGUUGGCGCCGAUGUCGAAGAGGAGAAGGAGGACUACGGGUACGGACUGAUCUCCAAGGGCGCAUCCUCACCCUACCUUCCGUUCGGCGCGGGUCGCCACCGCUGCAUCGGCGAGCAAUUCGCGACAGUGCAGCUGGUGACUAUCACCGCGACCAUGGUCCGCGAGUUCAAGUUCCGCACUGUGGACGGGAGCAAGAACGUGCCUGCUACGGAUUACUCGAGUCUCUUCAGCCGGCCGCUCGCGCCGGCGGUGAUUGCGUGGGAGCGGAGAGAGCGGGCUUAGGUAGUAGGGGUUGGAUACGGAAAAUGUUGCAUGGCUGGCUGCGUCGAUGAGGAUCAUGAAAACGGCUUCUUCUUGCUUGUCCUAGGUACUAAUAGAGCUCCUUUUAAUAUGGAUUUUUCUUACGAGGGGGGGCGAGAUGUGAUGUGGUGUUGUAUGUGUAGGUCAGCAAGUAUAUAUACAUAACAGCAAGGUCUAUGCAAUAUAUAUUGGCAAAUACAAAAGGGGGAUAUAUGAAAACAUAUCUGCCGAUAAUAAGAAAAAGAAAAGAGAAGCAGAAU